GCACAGGCUGCACACCACAGCAGUACUGUACGGUACCUACAGCCUGUCCGGCCCCAAAAACAACGCCACCAAACGCACAGCGACGGAGCCCACUAGAAAGCCAGCUGCUGCAGAGAGCCAAACGGCAGCGCCCACCUCCACCACACUCAAACGCCAACUAUUCGCUGUGCCACUGUGUCUCGCAUCGCCCCCUCCUUGCGUCCUUGCUCAGCGCUAGCGAAUAGAAACGCAGCAGCGGCACACCAAGAACGUGCUACUUCUCUCUCGCCCUGAGAGGCGUCUUGAUUAUGGACCAAGCAUCGCAGCCCUCGUCCGGCAGCUCCCAACGGCACAAGCUCAUCAAGAAGCUCUCGCAUCGCUACUCGCGAUCAUCGUCAGGCUUUGACGCCGCCCACGACUCCCACGUCACCAGCGACAGCCGCAGCUCCCAACAGAGUUUGCGUCGCACUCCAAGCGCCCCUCCGGUCCGCACAAGCACCAGGUUCUCUCCCCGGAAUCCUCACGUCUCACAGUGGCCCAGCGUCUCGCCACUCCCCGCCCCGAGCGAGUUUGCUAUGUCAUCUCCUGGUCCUAACCAGUACACCUUGCCUCACCGAUCGAGUCCUAAUCCCGCCUACAACUCCAACGCAAGCGCCAUCGCCAGCACAAGCACAACCCGCCGUCCCAGCUGCGAGGUCGCCGACGACCUCCUCGGCGCGCCUUUUGACGGAGCAUCCAUCCUAAACACAUUGGACUCGCCUAAACUCUCCAACCAUCCAUCGCUACGUGGGCAGCCGCCUUCUCUCCAACGAAACAACGUUCCUCCUUCUCUCGCGCGAUCUGUCACUGAUGCAAAAAAUCGUCCGGGCUUGCGCAUAUCUCGUAGCUUCAACACCAUGGACUCCUCCUUAAUGAACAACACGGCCGGCCGACCAAUGGAGACGGGGUUGAUGAGCCCCAAGCGCCAUUCUGGCGAGGCACAGCCAUCCAAGCCGCCCAUUCUGCGAAAGAAGUCGGGCUUUACAGACUUUGUCACAAAAGUGGUUGGUGUGCAACGGAAACCCACCAUCUCGGCUCCAGAAAACCCUGUGCACGUUACUCACGUCGGCUAUGAUAGCUCAACAGGUGUCUUUACGGGCUUACCGAAAGAAUGGCAGCGCCUAAUCACGGACAGUGGCAUCCCCGAAAAAGAACGACAAGAGAACCCCCAGACAAUGGUGGAUAUUUUAACCUUCUACAAGGAGACUGCUGAAAGACCACGAGAAGACCAAGUCUUUGAUAAGUUCUCUCGCAUCGGUUCCAGAGACGGCAGGCCACACGCCUCUUCAAACGCGUCCAUGCCCGGAUCGCCAACGAUAUACCCCCCCGGUAGCCAAAUGGGCAGCUUUGAGAACCCCCGAGCCGCACCGCCAGUUCCCCCCACCAAACAUUCUGCAGAACGAUCUGUCGACCUAACACCUACCCGACCAGCCCCGCGCCCGCCCGUUAGCUACAACAACCGACCCGCGCCACCCACCUAUACAACACCCCAAGAUUCUGGCAUUGGUAUUAUUCAACCUGGAGAUGAUGGUUCUACACCAACAUUCUUCUCUCAUGAAAAGAUGCUACCGGAAGAGCAUCGUUCUCGAUCCAACUCACGGGCAUCCCCCGCAGCACCAUACACGCCUACGUUUUCGCCCAAUUCCCAGAAGCCUGGUUAUGUCAACUCACCGCCAACAUCCCAGGAACGCACCCCGCAGGAUGCUGAAGCCGCCCGAUCGGCGCACAUGUUGCGCUCGCCAAGCAACAAAGGCCAAACGGCUGAUUCUGCGCACCAGUAUCGCAGCCCUACCGGAUACACUACUCGAGUACCUGCCCCGAUUGCCGGCCAAGCAAAGGAUGCGCAGCCAGCCAAUCCCCAAGCACGACCACGACCUCGUCAACGGCAGAGCACAGCAAUCGACGUGACUGCUGAGUUGAAGAGAAUAUGCGCCGAGGGUGACCCUCGGCAAAUCUUUAGAGGCUUCACAAAGAUUGGACAGGGUGCUUCUGGCGGCGUUUAUACUGGUUACCAGCGAGGCAGCAACCGACUUGUCGCCAUUAAGCAGAUGAACCUGGAGCAACAGCCUAAGAAGGACCUGAUUAUUAACGAAAUUCUGGUUAUGAAGGAGAGUUCGCAUCCCAACAUUGUCAACUUUAUUGACAGCUAUCUGAGUGGCGGCGAGCUCUGGGUUGUCAUGGAGUACAUGGAGGGAGGCAGUUUGACUGACGUUGUAACGUUUAACAUUAUGACGGAGGGUCAAAUUGCGUCUGUUUGUCGCGAGGUUCUGAAAGGACUGCAACAUCUCCACUCCAAGGGCGUUAUUCACAGAGACAUCAAGUCGGACAACAUUUUGCUAUCCAACGAAGGAAACAUCAAGCUGACUGAUUUCGGUUUCUGUGCAACGAUUAACGAGGCCCAAAAUAAGCGAACGACAAUGGUCGGUACGCCGUACUGGAUGGCGCCGGAAGUGGUUACUCGCAAAGAGUAUGGCCGCAAGGUCGAUAUCUGGUCUCUGGGCAUCAUGUCCAUCGAGAUGAUCGAGGGAGAGCCACCUUACCUAACCGAAUCGCCGCUCCGAGCACUGUGGCUGAUUGCCACCAACGGAACCCCGAAGAUUAAGAACGAAGAAGAACUGUCACCUGUUUUCCGCGAUUUCCUUCAGUUUGCUCUCAAGGUAGACCCUGAGAUGAGAGCUAGCGCGCAGGACCUGCUACGACAUGAAUUUAUGAAACAAUGCGUCGAUUUAACCCAACUUUCGCCACUGGUCAAGGCGGCGAGAGAGCAACGAGCCCAGGAGAAGGCUCGCAAAGGCAACUAAACAAAAGGAGCCAGGGCCUCCUGGGAAACCAAAAAAUAUUUAGAGCGUCAAAAAGUAGAAACCAUCUCGAUUGUACAUGACGUCCGCAUCUCGGUAUUUUGCUGCUCCAGUUGAAGCGGCAUCAUAAUAUAUUCUCGUUUUUGAAACAUCGUUCGGGCAACAGACCUGUGCUGUAGUGCUUGUGCUGGCAGCUAUGCACUAUGUAUAUUCAGAAGCAAGCAUAAGAACAGACCAGUAGAUCGUGUUAAGGCUCGAGAUGAGGCGCGGCAGAUGUCUACGGUGGCUUUUUUUUCUAUAGCUCGUGACACGCCAAUCUGUCAGCAUGAACCACUGCUCCCAAGCUUAUUGAUUUUGCCCCUGCUCUGCUCGUGACAGGAUGGUCCUGCAGUGGCGUUGGUGACGGAGGGAUGCCGUUGCCGUGGACGCAUCGGGCCGGAGUUUAUGUGUACGGAUGGCCGGGUCUGUCGUCCAAGGUAAUAAUAGUGCGACAAUUACUACUAUAUUUAAAAAAACCACUUGAUUGAAGACAAUGAACAGCAUUGUGUGCGCCAUGAAGCUACCUAGCUACCUCCACCGCAAAUCUGUCUUCUCCAGCUUUUCC
Messenger RNA from [Torrubiella] hemipterigena, 3420 nucleotides. The record is from the annotation of a GenBank genome assembly. NCBI's taxonomy places the organism in Eukaryota, Fungi, Ascomycota, Sordariomycetes, Hypocreales, Clavicipitaceae.